UAGCAUUGGUAACAAACAUGUUCAACAGAAUCCCUGUUUUAUGGAACGAAAAGUGGAAUGUUAGCGAAAUUGUUGAGUCUUGUUUACAACUCUAGAUUUGUGAUAAAUUUCGUGGGCAAAUUUGUGAAUAAAAGCGGAUAAUUUGGAAAGUUGCUGACAAUGUCAAUGCGACCAGAUGACCACCGCCGGAAAUGGGACAAGACCGAAUACCAGCGGUUGGCACAGGAAAGGCUACAGACGCAAGCAACCAAGGCGAAUCAAAAGGAUGAAGAACCUGUGCAACGGGAGAAUCUGAAGCGUCGUGACUACAAAGUCGAUCUCGAUAGCAAACUGGGAAAAAGUGUCGUUAUUAAUAAGAACACACCUACCUCACAAUCAGGCGGAUACUAUUGUAAUGUAUGCGAUUGUGUUGUCAAAGACUCUAUUAAUUUUCUGGACCAUAUUAAUGGGAAAAAGCAUCAACGAAAUUUGGGCAUGUCCAUGAAAGUUGAACGUAGUACGGUGGAUCAGGUGAAAGAACGCUUUCAGGCAAAUAAAAAAAAGAUGGAAGAAAAACAAAAGGAUUACGAGCUAGAGCGGCGACUACGUGAAGCUAAAGAGGAAGAAGAGCGUUACAAAGAACAUCGAAAAGAAAAAAGAAAAGAGCGUAAAAGAAAAGCAAAUGAUGAAGACGUUAUCAGUAGCGGAUUGUCUGACGAUAUGGCUGCUAUAAUGGGGUUCUCCGGCUUCGGUGGAUCAAAAAAGAACUCUUAGGAAAAAAACAACGGCGGUAUUUUUUUAUAUAUGUAAUAAAGUUGUUAUUGCAUCAAACAUUGUAACAUAAAAGCUAGUAAAAAUAUAUAAAUUUGAACGGGAGAUACAUGUGGAAGCAUUCGACUGCAAGCAUCUGACAUUGGAUUAUUUACAUGCGGUAGUGUGGACGUAAUCGGGCACUUGGACUACAAACAUUGUAUGAAGAUUUUUCAGAAAAAAUUAAUGAUAAUUUGCAAAAAUAUAUAUAUACUUACGAAUAAAAAUAUCUAUUAAGUCCAAAAAAGCUUACCACUAGCGCUUUGUUUAAAACUUCAGCCGCAAAACUUCGCAACAUACGUGCUGGUUUAAGCCCACAGAGAAGAGCCGCUCUUAAGUAGUCGCAAUUAAUUAUUUCGGUGAAUUGUCUAGAAUAUAUGAAAGAAGGACUUUACUGUAAUUUUAUGAGUUUUUCUUUAUACACUUUCUUGUACAUAUAUAUAUAUACAUACAUUUAUAAAUAGCUGGCCAAAGAGUUGGUUUUUAAAUAUAAGCUAGUUUUCAAUAAAAAUUUGUAUCGGCCUUUUA
Messenger RNA from Anastrepha ludens (Mexican fruit fly), 1317 nucleotides. Its product is annotated as zinc finger matrin-type protein 2. Gene Ontology annotation, cellular component: spliceosomal complex; U4/U6 x U5 tri-snRNP complex. Gene Ontology annotation, biological process: mRNA splicing, via spliceosome. The coding region runs from base 160 to 753 and encodes 197 amino acids. Gene Ontology annotation, molecular function: zinc ion binding; nucleic acid binding. NCBI's taxonomy places the organism in Eukaryota, Metazoa, Arthropoda, Insecta, Diptera, Tephritidae. The record is from RefSeq and is a predicted model, not a curated record. The transcript has 2 exons.